Stylonychia lemnae is the source of this 402-nucleotide messenger RNA. NCBI's taxonomy places the organism in Eukaryota, Ciliophora, Spirotrichea, Sporadotrichida, Oxytrichidae. The record is from the annotation of a GenBank genome assembly.
AUGUUUUUUUUAGGGUAUCCUGAAAUUUCAAUUUUCGAUUCUAAAGGCAUUUUUUUAUUUUUUUAAUCAAGAGAAAUUUUGAACUUUGUUAAGGAUUUUUUUGUUUAAUCAGUGCUUUUUUGUUUAUACUAAUACUUCAAUGUCUUUCCUAAUCCUUUUUUAGAAGAAUAGACCAUUGAACCAGCUAACCCUUUCAAAAAUAUAGGGCUAGAUAUUUAUAGCUCAGGGAAAUAAGGCUAUUCUCUAAAUCUUCUACCAGGGAGUGGUUACAAUGGGCGAUAAAAUAAGGAUGGCAAAUCAAUUUUUAAGUUCUAAAAAUCAUUUAGCGAAUGCUCAAUUUUACUUAUUUGCUAGGUGUUGUCAUUUUUAGUCUCAAUAGCUUCUCUGUAAAAGUCUCACUGA